Molecule: messenger RNA, 2172 nt
Organism: Phragmites australis (common reed)
Lineage: Eukaryota; Viridiplantae; Streptophyta; Magnoliopsida; Poales; Poaceae
Product: DAR GTPase 2, mitochondrial-like
Exons: 8
Coding region: 56-1201 (381 amino acids)
Cellular component (GO): mitochondrion
Molecular function (GO): GTP binding; GTPase activity
Source: RefSeq, a predicted model, not a curated record
CACAUGGGCCGAUCCAGCCCAUGAUGCCGGAAGGACACGCGGCCAUUCCUUCCUGAUGCUUCGCGACUCCCGCGGUUCCGCCUCGUCGCCGUCUGCAAUGGCGACGGAGGCACUCUCGCGCCGCCUGGGCGCGGCCGUGCGCGGGCUCUGCGGCGCGUGGUACGGGCGCCACAUGGCUGCCGCCGACCGCGCUAUCCGCGCUCGCCUCCCCCUCGUCGACCUCGUCCUCGAGGUCCGAGACGCCCGCGUACCGGCCUCCUCGGCGUUCGAGCCUCUCCGCCGCCGCGCCCUGGAACGCGACAGCCGCCGGGUCGUCGUGCUCAACAAGGCCGACCUGGCAGAUCCGUCCGAAACCGAGAAAUGGGUGGCGUACAUGAAGCAAAGGAGCUGCCCGUGCGUCGCGGUUAAUUCGCACAGCCGGGAAAGCAUCAAGGAGCUGUUGAGUGUUGUGCGAUCGAGGAUCAGGGAGAUCAAGCUUGGCGAGAGUGAUUGCGCGGGAACUGUUCUCCUGGUUGGGAUUCCUAAUGUUGGGAAGUCGGCCAUCGUUAACGCGAUGCAUCAAAUUGGGAGGAUCGGUGCAGCAGAGAAGGGAAAGCUCAAGCAUGCAAUUGUGAGCAGCCAUCCUGGAGAAACCAGAGAUAUAAGUGGAUACAAGGUUGCUAGUCAUCCGAAUAUAUAUGUGUUAGACACUCCUGGUGUUCUGUCACCUAGAUUUGUGAAUGAUGAUUCUGGCUCCAGACUAGCAUUGACAGGAGCGAUCAAGGACUCCUUGUUAGAGGAUUAUGAUACUGUGCAGUUUCUUCUUGCAAUUGUGAACUCGAGGGGGGAAUAUAGGAAGUGGGAGAACUUGAAUCAAAUGGGAGAUCACUUUUCUUGUGGUAAUGCAAUUACCUCCACGAGUCACAAGAAAAGGCAAUAUGUUUCAGAUCAUACCCAGGAUUUUAUUGUGAAGGCUGUACGCCAAGUGCUUUUUGAGACUAUAUCAUCGUUUAAGGGGGGUCUAGGAGAGGAGGAUGGGUUCAGAAGAUUGAUAGACUGCCAAUUUGUAUCCUUGCAGGAGGCUUUCAAGGUUUCCACUGAAUCAAGUGAGGAUGUGCAUAAACAUGUUGCUAUGAAAAUACUCAAUCUCUACCGUACAGGAAGGCUUGGCCAUUACACUUUAGACCAUGUUCCAGAUGUCCGGCAGGAAGAUGUUGCAUAAUUGUGCAGCAAAUCAAAAUAGUGACGGCGUGCAGCACAAAAUAGUGACGGCGGACAAAAUGAUUACUAGAGGAUGGCAAGUCAGCUAAUCGUGCAAGCUCUGCAACACAACCAGAGAAAUGGCAGUGCACCUGACGGUAAACUGCAGCUACUCCAAAGAGGUGUCGCAGAAAGUGGCAAAGUGGGAACAAAUGCAGAGACUAAACAUUUAUCAUGACAUAACAUGUCAAAUGUUUGGUGGACCUCCAUUGUCGCAAAUGCACCAAGGCAGCAAAAGGAGGAUUUAUUUCGGAUACCAAUAUGCAAUAUGGAAAAAGCGCAACAGGCGGGUCUUAUUGAGAAGAGUUCAACUCAUAAAGAGAUUUCAGGCUCAUGCAGCAAGACAUCAAAUUGUUGAAGCUUGGAACGGGAGAAGUCAGCACAGUAGGAUAACUCGGUGUAGCCAAUGAGAAUUGAAGCUUUCGAUGCCUGCUUAUCAAGAACAUUGUCGCCCUUGUUUUGUCCUCGGAAAUACUCGUUCACACAAGCUACAACCUUUCGUGGUAUUGUUAAUGAGAUUUGGUUAGCUUUUGAAUUGAAACCAGUAUCUGGAAUGCGGACAAAAAUUCGACAGUCCACAGUGUUGAGGAUUUCCGCGAUUUUGGCUUGGCUACAGCUCGUCUUAUGCAAAGGUGGCAGUUCUUAGGCCCACUUUGGAAUGGAGGAAAAUUGUAGGAAUUUUGGAGGAUUCUCCUGUAAGAAAAUUUCGUAUCAAGCUUUUUGGAACACAGGAUUGGUCUUCUCAAAAUCCUACGAAAUUACUAUGGAAUAGCUUGAUCCAUAGGAAUUUUAGAGGAUUUCUAGCAUGAGGUCUAACCUCAUGUGAAAAAAAAUCAUUUGUAUCUAUCUCUUAUCUAAUUUCUGUGUUUUUCUUAUGCUCCGUUCAAACGAUUAUUUCUACAGUUUUUUAAAGGGACUUACUAGUAAUUUGUA